AUGUCCGAGAACUUGAACAUCGGCGUAGGGGCGCUGCUCAUCGGCACGCUCGUCACUUCUGUCGGCUUCGGCAUUACGACCAUGCAGACCCUGUUUUGGUUCCGUGCCUACCCUAAUGACCCCAAAGUAAUUCGCUAUAUUGUCUGGUCCAUUUUCUGUCUCGACUUGUGUCACAUCAUGUUUACGAUGCAUAUGAUCUACUAUUAUCUCAUCCUCAAUUACAAUAACCCAACGGCUCUGUCUAUGUCCUGCUGGAGUUUCGAUGUGAGUACCAAGGGUUUCUCGCAUGAGCGGAUCACUACAACUUAUGACGAUCGACGCCAGGCUACUGUUGUGCUCACGGUUGUAAUAACAUGUCUAGCUCACGGUUUCUCUGCCCGACGCGUAUACAUCUUAGGAAACCGGAAUUGGUUCCUGGUGAUUUCUAUAGCUGUACUCAGCUUGGUUAGACUAGUGUGCGGCUGCAUCAUCACUGCGAAAUUGCUUAUCAUCAAAGUGCUAUCUAAGCUCCCUCAUGAGAUAGGUGCCCUUGCAGGUACUGGGCUCGGAGCCGCAUGCUUGGCGGAUUGGAUCAUCACUGUGUCCUUGGUAUACUUCUUGAGGCGAAAACGAUUGGGAUUCAAUCGGACCGAUAAUCUGCUCGAUCGGCUCACCUACUGGACCAUCAAUAGCGGCCUUCUGACAGGCCUGCUGGGGCUUGCCAUCAUUGUCACCAGCCUAACCCAUACACCAGCUCGUGACCAUGCCGGGAAACAUGAUCUACUUCUCCCUGCAUCUUUGCCUCAGCAAAUGCAAGUCUCUCCCUACGCAAACGCUCUCUUGGCAACAUUGAAUCAUAGGCCGGUGCGCAGGGGACGGGGGGUUAACGACUCGGAAGAUGGCACGGGGCCGAGUUUGCCUGUCAACUCGCCCCUCACGCCGAACGAUCCGUCACCGCCUUAUACAACGUUCAAGGAGGAGCUCGCGGUUCGCCCUACCGUACAUAUCGAGACGACAACGAUCACGGAUGUGUUUGAUGGGGCCGAGGACAAGUGA
Fibroporia radiculosa is the source of this 1035-nucleotide messenger RNA. RefSeq lists its product as uncharacterized. Bases 1 to 1035 code for a protein of 344 amino acids. The record is from RefSeq and is a predicted model, not a curated record. The transcript has 20 exons. Lineage: Eukaryota; Fungi; Basidiomycota; Agaricomycetes; Polyporales; Fibroporiaceae.